This is a messenger RNA of Argentina anserina (silverweed cinquefoil), 1822 nucleotides long. Its product is annotated as protein trichome birefringence-like 23. Gene Ontology annotation, molecular function: O-acetyltransferase activity. The transcript is spliced from 3 exons. Lineage: Eukaryota; Viridiplantae; Streptophyta; Magnoliopsida; Rosales; Rosaceae. Gene Ontology annotation, cellular component: Golgi apparatus. The coding region runs from base 59 to 1387 and encodes 442 amino acids. The record is from RefSeq and is a predicted model, not a curated record.
AGAUCUGAACUUUAUUCUGUCUGAGUGUCUCUCAGUGAGUGAGCUAAGCUAAGUGACAAUGGUGAUGAAUCACAAGCAAAAGAGGUGGACAGUCAAGUCUGUGAUUGCAAUCUUGUUAAUGGGUCUUGUUUAUUGUCUCUUUCUCUCUGAUUCCACAGAGUAUGAAGUAUCUAGAUUAGAACUCCAUUUUCCUGAGAAGAGUCUGGAGUCUGAGCAACCCAUCACAGUUCCUGAAGAUGGAGAUCAGGAUGAAAUUCCUUUACCUAAGAAAGAUGUGGAUUCUGAGCCACCCAUUUCUGAAGAGGAAGAUCGGGAUCGGUUUAAGCCUCCCAAUAAAGGAAAAUGUAAUCUUUUCGCUGGGGAUUGGAUUCCAAAUACUUCUGGGCCAAUUUACAAUGAGAGCUGCCCCUCAAUUGAAAGUCCCCAAAAUUGUAUGAAGAAUGGGAGGCCUGAUACUGGGUAUCUAUACUGGAAGUGGAGUCCAAGAGAUUGUUCAAUACCAAAGUUUGAGCCAGAGAAGUUUCUUGAAAUGAUGAGGAAUAAGCAUUGGGCAUUGAUUGGUGAUUCAAUUACUCGUAACCAUGUUCAGUCGUUGCUGUGCAUGCUCUCCACGGUUGAACAAGCCAUUCAAGUAUACCAUGACAAGGGGUAUAGGUCCAGAAGAUGGCACUUCCCCUCCUACAAGUUUACCGUCUCAGUUGUCUGGUCGCCGUUCCUUGUAAAGGCGGCUAUUUAUGAAGACCAGAAUGGUGUUUCAACACAUGAAGUUGAGCUUCAUCUUGACAAGAUUGAUGAUAAAUGGAUAGAUCAAUUCCAAAAUUUCGAUUACAUGAUCAUUUCAACAGGGAAGUGGUUUCUCAAAGCUGCAAUCUACUAUGAGAAUGAUGAAGCGCUGGGAUGUCAUGCCUGUCCUGGUAGAAAUCUGACAGAGCUGGGAUUUGAUUUUGCUUAUCGCAAAACCCUGCGAUAUGUGAUGAACACUAUAGUUGCAUCUAAUCACAAGGGGACAAUCUUUUUCAGAACAUCCACGCCUGAUCACUUUGAGAAUGGGGAGUGGAAUACUGGGGGAACUUGCAAGAAAACAGCCCCAGUCAAAGAAGGUGUGGUGGAAUUGAAGGAUGUACACAAAAUUCUGCGUGAGAUCGAACUAGAAGAGUUUGAGAAGGCAUCUGCUAAAGCUUCUAGAAACGGGGUGAAUCUCAUACUCCUUGACAUGGUCGCACUUUCUUUGAUGAGGCCUGAUGGUCAUCCUGGUCCAUACAGACAGUAUCAUCCAUUCGAACAUAGCAAAUACGCCAAGGUUCAGACUGAUUGUUUGCAUUGGUGCUUACCAGGACCAAUAGACUCCUGGAAUGAUAUACUAAUGGAAAUGGUGGUAAAAGGCUAAAAAUAUUCGCCAAGUUCCAUGACUGAAUUCUUGGUUUCGCCUUUACAUCAUCUAAUUCCUAUGUUGGGAAGUUCCGUGCAGAAGUUUGUGGUGAGUCGUAAAUUCCCUACUGCCGUGUGUAUACUACCGUUAUUCACUCUCCUCCGGACAAACAGGUAAUCUUUCCCACAGCUGCAAUCUUUAACAGUGUGAACUGGCCUGUCAUUGAAGAUUUUAUCUCUAGGUACAAAGAAUAGUAUACUGCUAAAAAAUUCAUGAUGUUGUAAUCUCUAUUGAGAGCUCACAGUUCUAGUGCCAAAGCACUUAACUGAAUGAAGGACGACGACGAAUUUUUCAAUUCUUGUACUCCCCCAUUUCUCUAGGUUUUGUUAUUAGCCCUAUUUUGAAAUCCAGAAAACUGUUAUGUUUGUCAUUUAUAUAUGAUAGACUUCGGAA